AUGGAGGACGAGACGAGCGCCGUCUCGCAGCUGGGCUCGCUCGCCCUAGGCAAUCUCCUUCAGGAGAUCGGCGUCGAGUCGGAGGCGGGCAUGGAUCGACUGGGAUUGGGGCCGCGUCCUUCUGCCGUCUCGAGAGAUCAAAUCUACAAUGAUCAGUUCGAGGACGAUGACGAUGAAGAGCUCAGGGGGAUGGCAGGUGGUCAGCAGGCAGAGGAAGAAGAUGCAGCGGAGAAGGAGCGACUGGCCAGGGAGAGGCAACUGCAAGAUCGCUACUUUGCCAAAGGGCUGGCUUCGAUGCAGAGUAAUCGUCCUGGGAUACGAGGAGAGACGGAUGACUUUGAUGACUCAGAGGACGACGAGGACGAGAGACCUAUGCCAGCGCGCGCUCAGGAGGAGCAGCCGUUGUCGCUACCGAUGGCGUCACCCACUCCUCGAAUCAAGACGGAGCCAGAGGAAGGCCUCGACGCCUUUCAGAGCGCACGCUCAUCGCCAUCCGUUCGCACACCUACACCGCCGCCUCCGAUGCGAGACGUACGCGACUUUUGGCCAGACUUUGAUCCAGAGGCCAUCCUUGAUUUCACCGACUUCUUCGCUGCGCCGAGACGAAAGAAGAGGAGAGUGGCGCCGGGGAAGCAGCUCAAGAUGCAGGCAGCCAAGGCGGCCCUACAAGCUACGCCGUCGACGGUAGAUCUGGCUCUGCGUCCGUCCGUGGACGCAGGCAGCCAGCCUUCUCACCUCGCGACCAUCGCCGGCGACUUGCUCAAGGAGGAGAGGCGGCUUGCACGCCUUCGACUGGGCAAAGGACACGGCGAUGACAUCGACUUGCCCUCAACAAGUUUAUCACUCCCAGAGCUCGACGAUUGGGAGAAUCGAAUCCUCACCGACGGCUCGACUCUACCUUCCUUUCAACCGGUUGGAUCUAUCUCUCGGCCGCUCAAUCGCAACUUGGCCUCGGACGACUGGAUCGAGGCCAUAAUCUGGUCGCGCGAUCAGGCUCGAGAUCCUCGAAAGGUCGAGCUCAACAGCAGAUUGGUCUUGGACCUCAACGAUGAGGACAUGAUGAUCGAGCGAGUCGAUCCGGACGCAGAGAAGGCGAGGGCGGCCGCCAUGCUAGCGUCGAAUGCUCCCUUGCUCUCUCGCCGAGCAGCCGCUGCUGCCGCGUCACUAGACCCGCUCAACAUGAGCAACGAUGGCUACUACGAGCUGUCACGCGAGCAGAGGCAGCGCAUUCAGAGGCAGACGCUUGGCGCACUUGUCGUCCAACACACCAAGACGGCUCGCAAGCUGCAGCUGCCCUUCUACAAGACCCGCCUCACCAAGACCGAAGCGCGCUCCUUCCAUCGGCCAGCGAUGCAGUUUCCCAUCAACAUUCCGCUCACCUUUUCGCGCGUCGAAAAGGCAGGCGGCAAAAGGGAUCGCAAACGCAGCGCAAAAGAGAAUGCGGACGAGGUCUUCAAGUCCACGAGGGACCUUACGCUCAAGGAGCAGGGUCCCUUUAUCCUCUACGAAUACUCGGAGGAGAAUCCGCCCAUCCCGAGCAAGAUUGGAAUGGGCAGCAUCCUCGAUGCGAAAGACGAGCAUAUACCCAAGCACGACCUCGGCGAGCCAUUCAUCCUCGAGCCCAACGACCAGUCGCCCUUUCUCAAUUUUGGGUCCCCCACCCUCUACAACAACCUCCCGGCCACGACCGACUUCUUGUUGGUCCGCGUCACGACGAAGAAUGCGAACCUCUUUGUCGUCGGGCAGAAUUACCCUCUGUCUGUGAUUCCGGGACCGCACGCCCGCUUGGUGACCAACGCGAUCCGCAAUCGUCUCAUCAUGGUCGCGCGCCGCCUCGUCGAGCAGAGCAAGGGCAAUCGCAUCAAGAUCCAUCGCAUCAUGAAGUACUUUCCCGAUCAGAGCGAACUACAAAUGCGUCAGCGCCUUAAAGAGUUCAUGGAGUACGCGCGCAAGGCUGGUGACCCGAAUCAGGUGACCCUGCCUACAGACGCGGACAUGGAGCGGCUCUUGCCCCCCGAGCACAUUGCAUUGGCCGAGGCUAUGCAGGCAGGGCAGCGUCGGUUGUACGAUGCAGGCUACACGCGCUCAGCGGAGGGAGCAGACGAAGACGAGGACAAGGAGCAAGGCCUCGACAUUGAACAACAACUGGCUCCCUGGAUCACGAGCAAGAACUUCCUCCAAGCUACGCAAGGCAAAGCCAUGCUUCGCUUGCACGGCGAGGGAGACCCCACGGGCCGCGGAGAGGGUUUCAGCUUCGUCCGCGUGAGCAUGAAGGACGUCUUCUUUAAAGCAGGCGAGGACAUCGAAGCCCGCCUGGCCGCGCAAGCAGAAGAGGAGCGUCGCAGCGGCCACAAGUACAAUGUAGCGCGCCAGCAGCAGAUCUAUCGCGAGGAGAUCCAGCGAAUUUGGGAUGCUCAGCGCAGCGCGCUGUCCAACCCCGUGCCGCCCGAGUUGACGCCGGAAGAGGCCAAUCCGCUCCCCACGCCCGAGCCGGAUGAGGAAGAAGAGGAGGCGCAACGGAUGCAAGACGAGGAGGACGAAGAUGUGAAGCCCGCGCUGUCAUCGCUCAACGGCGUAGGAGGCGAUCUCGACCGAGGGAAAGUGCUCCGCAUCCGUCGCCAGGUCAACGGUCGCUGGCAGACAGAGAUUGUGCGCGACCGCAAGAUCAUCCAGUCGUACAUCUCCUCGCGCCUGCGCAUCGCAGAUGAAGACACAGUGACCGACGAACUCAAGCCGACGGGCGACGCUGCAUUGGAUGCUGCUCGUCGCAAGCGACUGGAGGCGGAGCUUCUGUCUCGCAAGAAGAAUCAAGAGCGACGCUUGGCUCGUCACCAUGCCAAGGCCGUCGCAUCGGGCGAGGCGCUACCUGGAGCGUAUCGCAAGUUGAUGGCCGAAAAGCCCACAACGAGUCGUCGCUGCGGCCGCUGUGGGCAGGUGGGGCAUAUGAGCUCGAAUCGGUCUUGCCCACUCUGGGGGCAGGUACCGACUGCAGGAGCUCCGGGCACGGUCUCGUCUGCUUCCGGGUCGAAGCCAUUGGGAUUGGAUACGGGCAGCGCUGGUGGGAGCUUGAUGGGCUUCUUUCCUCCCGGUGCUGCGGCGCCGCCGGGUAUGUUUGCGACGCAUUCGCGCACGCCCUCUUUCUCUGCUGCGGGAAGUGCGAUGAGUCCGACGGUCGGUGGAGCUAUGAGUCCGCCUCCGCCUGGUGCGCCUGCGAGCAGUAGUGGCGGGAAGGGAGGAGGGAAACUGAAGUUGAAGAUCAAGCCGAGGCCGAGUGGGUCGUAG
Molecule: messenger RNA, 3282 nt
Organism: Jaminaea rosea
Lineage: Eukaryota; Fungi; Basidiomycota; Exobasidiomycetes; Microstromatales
Exons: 8
Coding region: 1-3282 (1093 amino acids)
Biological process (GO): RNA polymerase II preinitiation complex assembly; transcription by RNA polymerase II
Cellular component (GO): transcription factor TFIID complex
Molecular function (GO): histone acetyltransferase activity; RNA polymerase II general transcription initiation factor binding; TBP-class protein binding
Source: RefSeq, a predicted model, not a curated record